Chenopodium quinoa (quinoa) is the source of this 2228-nucleotide messenger RNA. RefSeq names its product E3 ubiquitin-protein ligase At1g12760-like. The record is from RefSeq and is a predicted model, not a curated record. The transcript has 5 exons. NCBI's taxonomy places the organism in Eukaryota, Viridiplantae, Streptophyta, Magnoliopsida, Caryophyllales, Amaranthaceae. Bases 301 to 1578 code for a protein of 425 amino acids. Gene Ontology annotation, molecular function: zinc ion binding.
UACACUGGUUGAUAUUUGACGCUUUCUCUCUCCUCCAUCUCUCUUUCUCUCUCCUCAAAUCUCUCUCUUUCUGUGUCCGAAAGUUGGUGGAAGGAAGAACAGACAAAACGAAGAAAUUUUGCGCACCAAACAUCCAAUUUUUUCAACCAAUUUUUUAUUGAAAUAAUUCUUCAGCCCGAACAAACAUAUUUCUACAGAGUUAUAUUGAAUAUUAGUUGGCAAAAUGAGGUUUUGAAGUGUUGCUCAUUCUGGUGAAUCACCAUCCUAUACUUAUUAUCUUUUAGUUAAUAUUGGAAGACUAUGGCUGUUUCAUCUCAGGAGCCAAUGCAAGAGAGUCAGGCUGACCAUUUUCCGUUGCUUAUGGAGGGGCAUACUAACCAUGGGAAUGAUGUUCACGUAAUUGAUAUAGAAAGAGGUGGUGAAGCCUCCUCUUCAAAUACAGCUAAUAUAGAGUUUUCUCAUGCUGGCAAUUCUAACAAUGAUCAUAGGGAAAUAAAUGGCAUGCAAGCACCUCCAUCAACAUCACCUCCACCUACUCACACGAUUACUAGGAGCUCCUCUUUUGUUAGGAGAAAUGAGGGAAUUGGCCGGCGGAAUUGGAGUCCUUUCAAUUCCGGCUUUUGGAUAUCCAUUGAGCUAGUAUUCACAUUGAGUCAGAUUAUAGCAUCCAUGACUGUCUUGUAUUUGUCACGACAUGAACAUCCUCAAGCUCCAUUGUUUGCUUGGGUUGUUGGGUACACAGGUGGAUGUUUUGCAAGCCUCCCUGUACUCUAUUGGCGUUUCCUUCACCGUAACCAGGGGGCUGAACGGGGUGCACUUCAAGCAAGCCAGACAUCUCCUCGCGCAAACUCAUCAUCUGGCCCAAAUUCUUAUGUAACUAUUUCCUUAAGUCAGCCAUCAGAACAAGAAGAUCAUCAGAAUGCACCUAGAACUACUUAUGAAAGUCAAACAAUGGGUAUUGCAACUACAAGGAUUGGUUUGAUAAUGGACCACUUCAAAAUGGCAUUGGAUUGCUUCUUUGCUAUUUGGUUUGUUGUGGGUAAUGUUUGGAUAUUUGGAGGACAUGCAUCUGCAGCUGAGGCUCCUAAUUUGUAUAGGUUAUGCAUUGUUUAUCUUACAUUGAGCUGCAUCGGAUAUGCCAUGCCUUUUAUUUUGUGUGCAAUGAUAUGCUGCUGCUUACCUUGCAUAAUAUCAGUCCUUGGGAUCCGUGAGGAUCUAAACCAAGUUCGAGGAGCUAGUGAAGAGUGCAUAAAUGCUCUACCAACCUACAGAUUCAAGACAAAGAAAGAUGAAGGUGGUACCACAGAAGAAACUGACUAUAAUGAAGGGGGAAUUGUUGCUGUAGGAACAGAGAAGGAACGCACCAUCUCUGGGGAAGAUGCGGUAUGUUGUAUUUGCUUGACAAGUUAUUUGGAUAAUGAUGAGCUGAGGGAGCUACCCUGUACUCAUUUUUUCCACGCAGAGUGCGUAGAUAAAUGGCUAAAAAUCAAUGCUACCUGUCCACUCUGCAAAUAUGAGAUCGUUGAAAAAGACGAGACACCACCAUCACCAACAAAUGCCGCCUCUCCACAAUCAUGAUAUAUUCAAAGUCUUAUCAUCUGUAGAUUCCCCAGAAUUGGAUCAGGUUAGUGAAACCAAAGUUUUUUGUCCUUUGGUUUCAAGUUUCAUGGUGGAACUUUGUCAGUAACUCCUCUCCUGAUAAUACAAGUUAAAGUUGCCUUCCAUUCCACCGAUCCUCUUGAUUUUAUUUUCUACCUUUUUUUUUUCUUUUAAAUUGUGCUUUAGAUUGCACAGGAAUGUACAGUUGUAAUCAUCCAAGAUUCUGUAAGAUGCUUGUACAGAUGAUAAAUCAUUACCUAAAUAGGCCAUAAAAUUGAAGGUGACGACGAUUUGUCGACCGACCGCCAUCCUAACCUGUAACCUGUAACCUGUAAGGAUGAAAAGAACAUUGCUUAAUACGAAGUAUACUAUAGUUUCACUACGGAGUAUGUUGUAGCAAAGGGCGAAACAGGUUUUUGUUAGUUGUUACCCAAUAGGCCAAUAGCAUUAUAGCAACUUCUAUUUAUUGGACUGGCAAUUCUGGUGCAAUAUAUUUUUUUUCUUUCUCUUUUUUUUCACUGAACUACUGUACUAUUUUGUUGUGAAAUGAACUUAGGAGCUUGUAACAAAUUGUUUUAGUUUGGUGUUAUAGUGUUAUUAAUGUUUAACCUUUUUCAUCUUUGACUGAA